This is a messenger RNA of Scophthalmus maximus (turbot), 3447 nucleotides long. Its product is annotated as zinc finger protein 260. Lineage: Eukaryota; Metazoa; Chordata; Actinopteri; Pleuronectiformes; Scophthalmidae. The record is from RefSeq and is a predicted model, not a curated record. Gene Ontology annotation, molecular function: DNA-binding transcription factor activity; RNA polymerase II cis-regulatory region sequence-specific DNA binding. The transcript has 3 exons. Gene Ontology annotation, biological process: regulation of transcription by RNA polymerase II. Bases 496 to 2724 code for a protein of 742 amino acids.
AAUAGGAAUUAUGUUACUAAAAUUAUACUACACUAUCUUGAAAACCCCUCCAAUUUUUUAUAAUGUAUAAUGGUUGUAGUUUUCACCAUUAUAUUUCAAUUGUAAUAAGUGAAUGAAAAUCUAAUUUACGAGCAGUUAUAUGUGGUUAGUAUUAGUGGAUUUAUAGUUUCGUUAUUUAUUUUUUUGGCGAACACCGAGCGAGCGAGUCCCGGCUGUCAAUCAAAUAGACCACGCCCCUAAUUAGACCAAUUACAGAAUUUCAAACAGUAAUAUAAUAUAAAUGGGCGAAAAAAUUCGGACCUCAGCCUGAAUCCCACGGGUCUGACUCCAACGUGUUCGUCACUUGUGAGUUUUGUUUUGAAAUCCGUUCCCGGAAGUGACAGCUGAUAUUUGAGGCGGCUUGAUUUGAGGCGGUGGUUCGUCCAGUGAACCGUUAUCUGGAUGUAAAUAACGACAGGAACCACGUCAACGAUCCGUCUGCUGGACAGACGCGAGAUGGACCGACACCGCGAGUUACCGGAUGUGGAUUUAGAACCUGAACCUGAGCUGCGAGGCGCAGACGUCCAGCAGCUGUUGGAGGAUGAAGACGAGGUUCACCCCGAACAGCGUAACCCCAGUCUGCAACAGAAGGUCCAAACCCAGCACCCCCACAUUAAACAGGAACCAGAGGAAGUUUGGAGCAGUCAGGAGCGAGAGCAGCUUCAAGGGCUGGAGGAGGCGGAUGUCACCAAGUUCACUGUGAAGAGUGAAGCAGACGAAGGUUCAGACGUCCAGCAGCUGAUGGUUGGUGAAGAGGAGUUUCCCCCUGAGCAGCAGCAGAGGGGACCCAGUGUGAAGCAGGAGGAGCCAGAGCCCCCCCACAUUAAAGAGGAACAGGAGGAAGUGUUGAGCAGUCAGUCUCCAUCAGUCUGGGACCUGAAUCCAGACAGAUGUUUACAUGUGGACGCCGUGAACGGGGCGACAGACUCUUCAGACUUCACGACUGAGGUCAGUGACGUUCAAUGGACGGAAACCGGCGAACCUCAGUCGCUCUUUAAGUCCCUGAAGAUCAUUGAAGUGGCUUCAGGUGACGUGAGUCGUGAUAAAGGCAAGAAAACGUACAGCUGCUCUGAGUGUGGGAGAAUAUUUGGCCGCACCCCACAUCUGAAGAUCCACAUGAGGACUCACACAGGAGAGAAACCGUUCAGCUGCCCCGUCUGCCGCAGAAGCUUUACGCAGAAGGUGAAUCUGACCUACCACAUGUCCGUCCACACGGGUGAGAAGCGAUUCAGCUGCUGCUUCUGUGACGAGAGAUUCACGUGGUACACUCAACUCAAAAGCCACCGGUGUGUUUGCGAGUCGUCGCGGUUUUAUCAGAGUCCGACCGAGGAGACCGGAAAAUCCAAGGCCGGGGAGAAAUCAUUCAGCUGCUCCGAGUGCGGCAAAGUUUUCAGCCGCAAAGACAAUCUGAACAUUCACAUGCGGAUCCACACGGGAGAGAGACCGUUCGGCUGCACCGCGUGCGGUAAAAGUUUUAAACACGGCGGACAUCUGACGCAGCACAUGUCCGUCCACACGAAGGAGAACAGGUUCAGCUGCGAGGUUUGUGACCGAAGAUUCACGUGGCUUUAUCAGCUCAAGAGACACAAGUGUGGAGGUGAAUCCUCGCAGCCUCACGGGCUGGGGACCAAACAGGAGGAAGCGCCGCUUCACGGGCUGGAAGAGGCUGGUGAAGAGAAACUUCCGUCCUCACAGUUUCAGAGUCAGACUGACAGGGACAGAGAGGACUGUGGAGUACCAGAACUAGCCAGGAACUCAGGUCCUGGUGGACGUUCAGAACCAGGUCCUGAGGACCAGACUGAAGACUCGGUCAAGGAGCUUAGUGAACCUGGGCCACGUUUAAACUCUGAAAUGGAUUCAGGAAAUAUCGCUGUCAAGAAAUCGUUCAGCUGCUCCGAAUGUGGGAAAAUAUUUGUCCGAAAGGAACAUCUCCAGACCCACGCUAGGAUUCAUACAGGCGAGAGACCGUUCAGCUGCUCUGACUGCGGCAAAAUGUUCGGCUGUAAGAGGUCGCUGCUGGGCCACAUGACCAGCCACACCUUAGAGAAACCGUUCAGCUGCUCUCAGUGCGGAAAAAGAUUUGGCCGCAUGGUCAAUCUGAGGACGCACGAGAGACUCCACACAGGAGAGAGACCGUUCACUUGCCCAUUCUGUGGCAAAGGUUUCACUCAGAAAGUUCACAUGACACAGCACAUGGCCAUCCACACGGGAGAGAAACAGUUCAGCUGCAGCGUCUGUGACAAAAAGUUCACGUGGCUGUCUGGGUUCAGGCGUCACAAGUGCAGCAGCGAGCAGUCGGAGCCGGACGAGGCCGAGGAGAACACCGAGACGGAGCCGAGCGACAAACCGUUUUGCUGCCGCGAGUGUGGGAACAGAUUCAAUCACAAACACAACCUUAAAGCUCACAUGAGGAUUCACACGGGAGAGAAACCUUUCAGCUGCUCUGUCUGCGGAAAAGGUUUCAUUGCGAGCGGCGCUCUGAAGAAACACCUGAGGACUCAUUCAGGAGAGAAGCCGUUCAGCUGCCCGGUCUGUGGUGUGAGGUUCACACAAGGAGGAAAUCUGAAGCGCCACAUGGCGCAGCACACGGGAGAGAUGCGGGAGAAACCGUUCAGCUGCUCGGUUUGUGGUAAAAGCUUUACUCAAGUAUCCAAUAUGAAACGACACAUGGUGCAACACGCGUAGACUGAAACGAGUCGGUCGCAGGAGGCAGAAGGUCCAGACCUGAGCGAGCAUCAGCAUUACGACGACUGAAAUCCUCCGACAACGGAGAGAAGAUACUUCAGAGCUUUAAGAUUGUAAUGAUUGUAACUCCGAGGUGAAGUCUUACAACUAGAGGUCGACCCAUAUGGAUCUUUGGGGCUGAUGCCGUUAUUAGGAAUUAAAAUUCCCAAUACGUAUAUAUCAACCGAUAUAUAUAUUUAUAAAAAUGUUUGAUUUCCUAUGAUGAUGAAGAAAUGUAAUCGAGGCUUGAUAUUUUACAAUUUUUUACCAUAAACUUGAAUAUAAAUAAAUAUAAAUAAAAAUAAAACAAAUACAACCAGAUAAACAAACUUGACUUUAUUAAUUAUUACGUUAUAUAUAAACAUGAAUACAUGUCUUUUCUGCAUUGUUUGUUCUAUAAGAUGAAGGUUAUCUUUAGCAAACAUACUUGUUUUGUUUGUUAAACAGACGGAAACGAAGAAAGAUAACGUUUUUCCGAUCAGCGAAGCUGGAGACGAAUUAUUUUCGCGGUUAAAAAUCACUUAAUGUCGACUCUGCUCCAUAAAAACUUCCUCAUAUUCCAUUUUUUGACUGUUGAAAUGAUGAUCAACAUUUGGACGUCAACAUGAGACCGGUUGAAUAAUUUUUGUUGUGAAAACAGUUUGAUUGAAAGUUUUCUGUCAUUAAAAUUACGUCUGAAGAAAA